AUGGGGAAGAGAAAAUUAGGAUUAGGCAAAGUUCAGUCCAAGAAACAAAAAGUUGAAUCUGAAAAUAAAGAUUCCAAGAAGAAUGAAGAAUUACUUACGGUUGAGUUAGCAAAUGAGGUCAAUCCAGAUGAUCCUCUCUCACAACUGUUUGGAUUAUGGCAAACAUGGAAGGAGAGUGAGAGAAACAACGAGUUAAUUUUGAAUGGUAUUAUCAACGAAUGUGAUAGGAUCCUUAGAAAUUGUAAAGACAACGGAGGUGACGAAGAGAUCCAAGUGAAUGACAAAUUUUACGGGAUCUAUUCACUGGCAUUGUGUGAUUUGUCCAAGUUUAAACCCGAAGAGGAAGUAAAGGAAUGGAUCAAUUCAUCUCUUGAUAGACUAGAGGAAGGGUUUAGUAAGUUUGGAGAUGAUAAUGUCAGAUUGAAAUUAAUCAAGUGUAAUAUCAUACUCGAUAAGAUUGCGAUUUUAUACAUUGGACAAAUGAAUACUGACUCCAAGAAGAGUGAAUUUCCAGGACUCAGUAAGCUAUUCAAUGAAUUUUUUGAACUCUGGGAGGAUGCCAUUAAGAGAUGCGAGUCAAAGGCAAACUAUGAAAUAUUCAACGAAGAAUGGGUGCUGGAGAUUCUCAAUAUUUUUGACGAUUUGUUGGAUAUUAUCGACAAGUUUGGCAACAACAUGAGUGAAGUUGUUGACAGUGACGAGGAAGACGAAGAGGAUGAUGGAAAGGGUGAAAGAGCAGGAGCAGGAGCAGGAGCAGGAGCAGGAGCAGGAGCAGGAGCAGGAGCAGGAGCAGGAGCAGGAGCAGGAGCAGGAGCAGGAGCAGGAGCAGGAGCAGGAGCAGGAGCAGGAGCAGGAGAAGAGGAGCAGGAGCUUGGAGGAGAAACCACGACGAGCGAUGCAUUAAAGGUAGAAGAUUUCCAGUUGGCUCAAGAUCAUCCUCUCUACGAGAUCCAAAAAGAGGAUAAGUACAACAUCUUUUGGCGGGACAACAUGCUCAAAUACAAGGAGAUUCUCGCAGACGAUGCAAGCCCUAAAAUCAAGAGAAGUGUCUAUGAGAAGUUGGGGCAAAGCUACCUAAUGGAAGCCGAGGAACCCAUUGCUUUUUUCAACAGCUACCAAUACGAGAGGGAAGAAGACGAAGAAGAAGAAGACGAAGACGAAGAUGCCGAGAUGAAGGCUGCAGCAGAGGAUGCUAGACGGGAGGGACAAAGACUUGUUGGAGAGGCCAUUGGGUUGUUACGUGAGACUCAAGAUGAGGAAGAUCCAAAGACAUGGGUCAAUUUGGCAGAGGCACUGAUAACAGAGGGUAAUCUCUUUGAUUUGGACUCACCCGAGCAAGAGAAGGCAUAUGCAGAGGCAGAGAAGCUUCUUCGCCGUGCAAACAAUGCAACACAUGGCCAUUACGAGGAUAUUCUUCAGAGUUUGGUUGGUGAAGAAUAG
Pichia kudriavzevii is the source of this 1440-nucleotide messenger RNA. RefSeq lists its product as uncharacterized. The transcript has a single exon. The record is from RefSeq and is a predicted model, not a curated record. Gene Ontology annotation, molecular function: protein binding. Gene Ontology annotation, cellular component: nucleus. Bases 1 to 1440 code for a protein of 479 amino acids. NCBI's taxonomy places the organism in Eukaryota, Fungi, Ascomycota, Pichiomycetes, Pichiales, Pichiaceae. Gene Ontology annotation, biological process: translational termination; positive regulation of cellular response to hypoxia; positive regulation of SREBP signaling pathway.